AUGAUUUCCGCUAUCUUCGACAGUGUCGCCCAUGUCACCGUCGCUGGGUGCCUCGGAGCCUUCUUUCUCAAACAUACUGUGGUGGAUCGCACGACCAAGGCCAUCAAAGAAGCGGAGAACGUAACCGCUGGCCUCGUCAUAUCCGAGCUAUGUAUUUCUGUCGCGGCCCUAGUUCUAGCUUCCCACAGGACCGCCGGGAUACUCCUCAGUAAAGAAGCUCAAUCCCCUCCGAAGCACAAUUUGGCCGAGCUCAACGCGCCUCUCAUCUGCAACGAUUUCUCUACUGCAUCAGACUCAAUUUCAUCGAAUCCUAUCGCAACUGAAUCUUGCAGCACUCCGCCAUGCCUAUUAAUUCCACCGAACUCAAUUGCAAAUGACUCCGACUGCUGCACUUCGCCGUCUACAUAUCCAACACUAUGCACGCCAACUUUACUGCUGCCAUCGCCUGUUCAGAACGAAAAGCGCCUUUCAAUCGAUUCCGACACCACUCUUGUCGACCACGAUAAUGAUUUCGUGAGGGAUCUCUCUGACCAGGACCUUCAGCAAAGCACUUGUCCCCAGGACGACAACGACUGUUCCAGUGGACCCCCUCAGCGGACGAAGCUCCAGCCAAUCAUCCUACAGGACGGACCCCUGACGACCACCGACAUUUCGCUCCUUGUGGACGCUUCGACUCAAACGACUACGACGCCCUCUCUCGGCAACAUUAUGCCUCAGAUUGUCUCGCCUCAGCUGAAAACCCCGGAUACAAAACAGCAUCGUAAUUUCCGCCCUCCCAGACACAAGCAUGCGCCUAGAUCCAUACGCGUGGUCGCUGUCCGUGGCAGCAUCGAACGCACUUACGCCAAGCAACAGGUAGAACACACUGCUAUAAUCCAUCACCUUGAACAAUUGUACAACGAUAUCCUCGCCGACCAAACCGCUCUUGUCGAUGGCUGGGCAGCUGCCAUGUCCCAGCUUGGACAUACCUCUGCGCUGUCGCCUGUCUCACCGCCUCUGCACCAGAAGACGCCCAACCCAGGAAACUCGAUCGUCAUCAUUCAAGACUGACACCUUUACUAUGCACAACGCUACUCCUCAGGUCCCCUACGACCAAAUACCGAAGACCUGCAACCGCCUCCCUCGCUGUCCCCUACGACCUGGAGCUUCAAUGCCCGCGAGGUUGAAGGCUACCGCUGGCCGCGCACGAAUUAUCUCUUCGCGCCGCCUGGAUAUCUCCGCAGUCUUCGAUGUCGGAUGUCCCCUACGACCGAAUCCCGACACAACCGCAACAACAUGACGGCCUCCUUCCUGUCUCUCACGAUCUGGAGUUGAAGGCCACACCCGCGGCUCCCAUCCAUCUAUCCCAAGUUUCUUCUCUUAUCUUCGCCAUCAUGUAAAUGGCUCGAUGUAUCUCUUUUGUCUUUGUAUUUCUCUUGCCGGU
Molecule: messenger RNA, 1423 nt
Organism: Suillus bovinus
Lineage: Eukaryota; Fungi; Basidiomycota; Agaricomycetes; Boletales; Suillaceae
Exons: 4
Coding region: 1-1050 (349 amino acids)
Source: RefSeq, a predicted model, not a curated record